GCGCGGCGGUCGCUCGCGGGAUGGACGCGUCGGCGCGGCGCUGAGCGGCUCCGGGAUGCGGCGGUGUGCGACUCUACUGAUGAUCGCGCUGACGGCGGGCGUGAGUGUGGCGCUGCAGAUCCAGUGCUAUCAGUGUGAAGACGUUCGGCAGGACGACUGCUCCUCGCCAGAGUUCAUCGUUAACUGCACCGUCAAUGUGCAGGACAUGUGUCAGAAGGAAGUGCUAGUCAUGGAGGACGGGAUUCACUACAGGAAGUCGUGUGCGUCGUCGGGGGCGUGUCUGAUCGCGUCAUCGGGCUACCAGCAGUUCUGCACGGGGAAGCUGAACUCUGUCUGCAUCACCUGCUGCAACACGGCACUCUGCAACGGCCCACGGCACAAGAGAAGACCGGCGUCCCACGCCUGCAGACCCUCCGUCUGCUGCUACGCCAGCCCGCUGCUCGGCCUCAUGCUGCUCUACUUCUGCUCGCACUGACGUGUGUGUGUGUGUGUGUGUGUGUGAGAGAGAGAGACUCACGAUGGAGCGCAGCUUUAGAGAGCGUCUGCUGGCAGGAGCAGCUCUCACACAUUACAGCGUCUGUCUGUGUGCUUCCCUUCAUUCUCAUAUUAAUGAACCUGUGGGCGGGGCUUCCUCAUUUAAUCCCACCAAUCACAGCACACACACAGAGAUACACACUGGCACUCCACUGACAGCAGGACAAUCCUCUUCGUCAAACAUCGUCAGCUAGAAUAGACAUUACUCGACUAACUAUCAUUUAU
Messenger RNA from Sinocyclocheilus rhinocerous, 759 nucleotides. Its product is annotated as ly6/PLAUR domain-containing protein 1-like. NCBI's taxonomy places the organism in Eukaryota, Metazoa, Chordata, Actinopteri, Cypriniformes, Cyprinidae. The coding region runs from base 56 to 475 and encodes 139 amino acids. The transcript has 3 exons. Gene Ontology annotation, molecular function: acetylcholine receptor inhibitor activity. Gene Ontology annotation, biological process: acetylcholine receptor signaling pathway. The record is from RefSeq and is a predicted model, not a curated record.